AUGCUUUCUGACUUUAUGGAGUCUUAUGUACGACCAGCACCAUGUACGACCAGCACCAUGUACGACCAGCACCAUGUACGACCAGCAUCAUGUACGACCAGCACCAUGUACGACCAGCAUCAUGUACGACCAGCACCAUGUACGACCAGCACCAUGUACGACCAACACCAUGUACGACCAGCACCAUGUACGACCAGCACCAUGUACGACCAGCACCAUGUACGACCAACACCAUGUACGACCAGCACCAUGUACGACCAGCAUCAUGUACGACCAACACCACGUACGACCAGCACCAUGUACGACCAGCACCAUGUACGACCAGCACCAUGUACGACCAGCACCAUGUACGACCAUUAUCAUGUACGACCAUUAUCAUGUACGACCAGCAUCAUCAUCCCCACUUAA
This is a messenger RNA of Procambarus clarkii (red swamp crayfish), 408 nucleotides long. NCBI's taxonomy places the organism in Eukaryota, Metazoa, Arthropoda, Malacostraca, Decapoda, Cambaridae. The record is from RefSeq and is a predicted model, not a curated record.